AUGGGUGCGGCGGUUCAAGCAGCAGACUUCGCAAGAAGGAAGAGCGAAGGUUCCUGUUUCCCUUAGAGAGAUUCUCCUUGCCCUCUCUUUCCAAUCCCCGCUUUGGUUUGUUGCUGGUUUUAACUGAGAUGGCUGCGUGAUAAAUACCCAGGUCCCUCGCUGCCUGGACACUGGAGCAUGGAGGGGGAUUUUUCUACUGAGAGAAGAAGGGCCAUGAAGAAUAUAAAACAAUGCAUCAGGAAUAUUCCUAGGCUUAAGCAGCCCCCCGAGAGCCCUGAAGACACCCACAGUGCUUCCAUCAAAGGGCCAUCCUGGGUUCCGGUUCGGCUUUCAGGGGAUACAAGCAGGGGCAUUUCUGUUCUGGAGUCCAAGGUGAAAGCUUUGAAAGAGAAGAAGGGUGCCCUUAACAAGCAGGGUGAACCGGUGCCCCAGGAACGGGCUUCUCCAAAGAAGGCCAAGACCCGUCGAGGGAAGCCACCGACAGAGCCUGCCCUUCAGGACGUGUUGGUGGAACCACAGGUUCAAAUCCGCACCUACUUGACAGAUGUGCUGCUGGACAGCGCUAACUACCCGCAUCUUGGGCAGGAGGAAGUUCAGGAGGGGAUACUUUCGAAUUCUUAUGCCAAUGAAGUUGCAGCUCCGAAGGAGCCAAGGGUUGCAGGAGCAGCUACAGGCGUUGGCUGGAGUUCACCCAAGGAGUUCCAGCGACUGCCUGGAAAGAACGUUCUUGAAAACAAGUUCUCUUCAGGAAACAUGGUGAGAAAGAUAUCCCAAAAUGGACUGUGUGGAGCUGGUUCCUCAAAGGAGCUUCCCUUUGAUCGGGAACCUUUUGAGGAAGCAAAUGGUAAAGAAGACCACCAAUUUCAGGCUACGGAUUUUGGAAGCAGUUCUUUUCCUCAUGGAGACGACGGCUGUGGUGUAGCAACAACUGGACGGCUUUGGAGAGCCGAGAGCUGGGACAGUCUCGGCAGUGGCGGAAGUAACGCAAGCAGCCUGUCACUGGCUGAAAGAGUGGAGAGGAACCGGGCAAUCCUGCAGGAGAUGCUGAGUGGGUCAGCGCAGAACGGCCCUCAUCCUUCCCAGGAAGGGCAUACCUUGCAUUGGCACAAGAAGGAGACCCCAGGCAUUGGGAACGAGAGGCCCAGUAAUGAGAUCCGGGCGAAUGACGUAGACUGGGACUCUGGUGUGUCCUUGCAGGACUUGGAAGGCUUCCGGGCCUUUGUCCCCAACCAGGAGCUGGAGCUGAGCCCCAGGCAUGAGCAGGCCAAGCAAUUGCUGCAGAGAGCUCGCAUGAAGGCCCGGACGAACCCCCUGCGAGCCAGCCAUAGCAUCUUGCCCACUGCGCCCCAGGAAAGGAGGGAUGCCUGUGGGUUUGCAGUUGUGGAUGCAAGGAACUUUGCCUUGAAGGAUGGAGACCCCCUCGCUAGCGGCAACCUAAGCGAUUCAUCUAGCGGGGAGUCCAGCUGCAGUCAGCAGGGGAAACGGGGGCCAUCGCCGUCCCGAGUCCGCUUCGAGGACGAAUCCGUGCGGGACGCCGAGGUUCGCUACUUGGAACGCCUGCAGCAGCGUCAGAAGCGGGUCUUAGACUCGGUCCUCUUAUCUCUUGGGCAGGGCCCGCUGGCUUCCAAACCAGACCUCUCCGAUUAUAUCAAUGGCGACCUCCAACGCAAGCAGAAAGGAGAACAGCAGAACGCAAGGCCAGGGGCUGAAGCGCUUGCUCACCAAAGCAGCAGGGGGCGCUCUGAGAAGGUGAAACCUCUUGUGGUCGAUGAGAAAGGGAAAUGCAGUGCCUGUGGCUCUUACAUCACCAAUGUGGCAGCCAAUCAGAACCCAGAUAACAAAUUAAGCCCAACUGGGAAUGCCAUGCCUCAAAGCUGCGACGUCCCUCAGGAAAGCAAAAAUCUAGCCCAGGCCAGUGCAAGCAAAGAGCUCAGCACGUGCCAGGAGGACUCACAAACAAGGACUCUGGGUCCCAAAGGAACCCCAAUAUGGAUCCUUCCUUCUCGGCAGCGCGUUUACACAGAACGGAUCAGGGAGACUUAUAUCGGAGAAGUGACUUGCAUAGAUGAGGUGGAUUCGGCUUUAGACAGCGCCACCGACACGUCAGACAGCUAUAGGACAGAUAGCGAAGAGACUGGAAGCAACAGCUGCCGGGCAGUGGACAAAAAGAACUAUCAUUGUAGCUCUUCUUGUGAUCCUAAGGUUCUUUGUCCUUCAGAAAAGAACAGGAAGGCUGAGCGGGAGAAGCACAGAGUGAACGGUGUCUGCGGUACCAGCGGGGAGAAGAUCUGGGACAACGGGCCCGGAAUUAGUCAAGCAAAGAUCCAUUCAACUGCGAACGAGGUGUGCAAUUGUAACUUGAAGGGGGCUUGUGAGGUAAGAGGGCAGGUGACCAAGAGGGCAGCCAAUGGGGUGGAGACCUUCCUCGGAGUUGACCAGCUCGUGGAUCAGUUUCAGCUGGUCAAGAAAGGCAAGGGCCAAGGGCAUGCCAGGACAGCCAAAGUUCAUUUGAGGCAGCCUGUGCUCGCCAUUUACCCCCAGCAGGUGCCUUCCCGUUUGGUCCCUGGGGGCGCGACGGAUUCUCCGAACGGGAAACCGACGGAAAGCUCUGAUCACGCUCCUCGGCCAACCAACAACUUGAGCCAAACUGCACCGUUAGCAGGUUCAUCGCAGCAAUUAGCAAAGCAAAUGGCGGUGGGCUACAACCUAGUGAACCGGGUGCCUGUGCCCCCCAGCACUGGAAAAGCCCUCUCGUCCUCUUUGCCUUACAGGAGGGCUGUCUCGAUGGGCAACUACAAGCCUGCCAAUCAGGACCCUGGGCUCGCGGAUUCGGCCAAAGAACCAUUGGUUAACUCUACUUCCCCCUAUAGUUUCCAGGAAAAAUGUGUGUCUGGGCUGCAGGAGCAGUGUGACUUGCAGCCAGGUCCCAAGACGCUCUCCAAGAGUCACCUGCUGGCCUUGUCCACCAAUAAUUGCAAUAACACACAGGCCAAAGGUCAGCCAGAAGCCUCAGUGACUGCUGCGGAAGAAGACAGUGAGGGGUAUCUCCAGGACAUCCAGAAGUCGGACAAGAGCAAAGGUCCAUUGUCCCCAUCACGCGUUGCUCCCCCCGCUACUCCCGAUGCCAUCAGUCCCACGGCCAUCGCUCUCUCCCUGACAGCCAAGGAGGCCGACACCACCACCUCCGCUCAGUCACACGGCAGGGAAGCUGCAAAAGUGGAGGCCCAGAAGACCAAGCCAGUGCGACCAAAUACAGUCCAAGGCAAACUCUUAGAAACCUACCCAGAGGCAAAUAAGAAGCCGUUUGCCAAGAAAGGGGGCACCUCCACCUCUUCCUCCUCCUCCACAUCUGGGCUAAAGAAAUUCUUCACCUCUUUGAGCCAGAGCACCAAGCAGCGGUUGGGCAGGUUUCACUGCUACAGCAUGGAACAGAUCUUUACCACAGGGGCAGACACUUCAGUGGCACCCGAGGAAGCAGGUGCGGGCACCGUGAGCUCUCCCAAAAUGAAGAAAGCACCUUCUCUGCAGUCCUUGCGGCUGGUGUCACCCUUCAACCAACCAUGGAAAUCCUCUUCUGUUCAAAAUCUGCAUUCCCUGUUGGGCAAGACUGACCGGUCCAGCCUCUACCAGCCAGGGGAACCAAAGGAUGGAAUGUCUACGCCUGACGGGAAAGGGGGUGCUCAUCCCAGGCGUUCCCUCAGCGUCGAAGACAUUGGCUCCCCCAACUUGGCAAGAACCGUUGGACGGGUGGUAGAGGUCUUCCCCGAUGGAACUAGCCAACUAGAACUGCUGCGGCCCCCACAAGGUACCUUCGGAUUCCGUGUCUCCUCAGGAAACAGGCGCCCUGAUACAGGCAUCUACGUGCAGGAGAUGGCAGACGCGAGCACGGCUAAACUCUACGCUGGGCUUCUGGGAGUCGGUGAUGAGAUCCUGGAGCUGAACGGUGCCAAGGUUGCUGGGCUGGGCCUAGCCCACAUCAACGAGCAGCUCUUGCGGGCAGACACCCUCUCGGUCCGAGUGCUGAGGCAGCGGCCCGUUCGGCGGUAGCAGAGAGACGGAGAGA
Molecule: messenger RNA, 4063 nt
Organism: Heteronotia binoei (common prickly gecko)
Lineage: Eukaryota; Metazoa; Chordata; Lepidosauria; Squamata; Gekkonidae
Product: KIAA1614 ortholog
Exons: 10
Coding region: 178-4047 (1289 amino acids)
Biological process (GO): centrosome cycle; establishment or maintenance of cell polarity; regulation of cellular localization
Cellular component (GO): nucleus; apical plasma membrane; cell cortex
Molecular function (GO): protein kinase C binding
Source: RefSeq, a predicted model, not a curated record